Molecule: messenger RNA, 671 nt
Organism: Rotaria sp. Silwood1
Lineage: Eukaryota; Metazoa; Rotifera; Eurotatoria; Philodinida; Philodinidae
Source: the annotation of a GenBank genome assembly
AUGCAUUCAAUGAUUAAACCAACAGAUUACUUGAAUACGAUUAUUGCUUAUGUUCAAUGGCAAAAUGAAACUGUUCGAUGUUUUGUUGAUCAAUUUAAUGAGAAACUUAGAAAUACUACAUUUGAUGAAAUUGAACAUCUAUGGAAUUGGAAUUAUCGAGCAAAUGAAGGAAUGUAUUUUGGUGGAGCUGCUCGCCCACUACAUUUAAAAAAAGUUACAGAAUUUUCAGCAUUAAUGAGUAUUUAUUAUGAUAAAUUAUGGCCUAUUUAUAAACAAAAUCGUAGUGCAUUAUUUGAUGCUCUUACAACAUUAUUACAUCAAGAAAGUAGAUCAUAUUGGCCUGAUUAUGAAAUAUUUCCAUGUACUACCUCGAAUGCCAUUCUUGAUAAAUGUUUACAAUAUUUUUUUUUCAAAGACCGUAAAAAUACAUGGUUUAUUAAUAGUAGUUUGUCCGAUUAUAUACCAUUCGUAAGUUCGGCUCGAGAAAUAUUUGCUGAGAAAUUUAUUGGAUCUAAUAUGAUUUAUCCUCAUCAACAUAAUACAGAAUGGAUUUUAGAUAAUCUUAAACAACGUUGUUCAAAUAUUUAUGAUCAACAAAAAAAUGAAAGUAAUCCCAUUAUACUUAUUCUUCUAACAUCAAAAACUCGGUUUGGUCAUCGAAUAGAUGUUGA